Molecule: messenger RNA, 775 nt
Organism: Oryza brachyantha (malo sina)
Lineage: Eukaryota; Viridiplantae; Streptophyta; Magnoliopsida; Poales; Poaceae
Product: universal stress protein PHOS34-like
Exons: 4
Coding region: 163-693 (176 amino acids)
Source: RefSeq, a predicted model, not a curated record
ACCGCGCAAACCCACCGAAAACCAGCGGCGGCACUUCUGACAGUCCCACCUCCAUUAAAUUGGCCGAUCGAUCGCCGUCUCUCUCCCACCAUCUCUCCAUCGAUCGGCUCGUCGAAGCUCUCCUUCCUCCCUGCCUGCCUGCAGUAGAGUGUGGUGAUAGAUAUGGCGGCGUCGUCUGACUCUGCCGCCGAUGGCUCGGCGCCUCCUCCUCCUGCUGCUGCUGCUCCCGGGCGCCGGAUCGUGGUGGCCGUGGACGAGAGCGAGGAGAGCAUGCGGGCGCUCUCCUGGUGCCUCGCCAACGUCGUCUCCUCGUCCGCCGGCGACACGCUCGUGCUGCUCCACGCCCGCCGCCCGCGCCCCGUCUACGCCGCCAUGGACAGCUCAGGGUACAUGAUGACCUCGGAUGUAAUGGCGAGCAUGGACAAGUACGCCGCCGCCGUCUCCGCCGCGGCGGUGGACAAGGCCAAGCACAUCUGCGCCGCCUUCCCUCACGUGACGGUGGAGACGCUGGUGGAGAGCGGCGACCCACGCGACGUCAUCUGCGACGCCACCGAGAAGAUGGCCGCCGAUCUGCUGGUCAUGGGCAGCCAUGGAUACGGACUCAUCCAGAGGACGUUCCUGGGAAGCGUGAGCAAUCACUGUGCUCAGAACUGCAAAUGCCCUGUGCUUGUUGUCAAGAGGCCAAAAGAAUAAGAGUUAAUUAGAUCUAUACCAUUAUAAAUUUGUUAGCUUUGAAAUAUGUCAUUAUAAUUCGAUUAAUUGUAAAGAUGCCAUA